UGUAUUUGAAUAAAUAGUUUGUGACUCAUUUUGUGUUUCAGUUCAGUUACAUUUCUAAACAGCUAUUAAACAGGUAUGGGGGAUGACACUGAAUGGCUCAAGCUUCCAACUGAAGAGAAAUGCCAGCACAAGGCAUGGAAAGCAAGAGUGGCUGGCUAUGAAGAGGCUACUAAAUUGUUCAAUGGUCUGGAUGAGAAAAGUCAAGAAUUUACCCGUUAUGGUGGCCUCCUGAAGAAGUUUGUCACAGACAGCAAUGCUGUAGCUCAAGAAAAAGGUUUAGAAGCUGUUCUUGCCUUUGUUGAAAAUGCCCCUACGAACAUUUGUGCAAGAACCUGUAAUGAAGUUGUUAGUGGGAUAGUGACCAAGUGUAUGAACGCCAGCAAGCAGAAGACUAAAGAUAAUGGAACUGAGAUUAUUAUGUUGUACAUCGAGGCUGAGAAGCCAGACAUUGUUCAGGAAUGUUUGAUGGCAGGAAUGGAAAACAAGCAACCUAAAAUUGUUGUCGGCUGUGUCCAGGCAGUAACAUCAGCAUUAAGAGAUUUUGGCACAAAAGUCAUUCAAGUGAAACCAUUACUGAAGCUGUUGCCCAAACUAUUGGAUGACCGAGACAAAACUGUGAGAGAUGAAACCAAGCAGCUGGUCAUUGAGCUGUACAGGUGGAUUGGGGCUGCAUUGAAGCCACAGAUGACCAACUUUAAACCCAUUCAGGUUCAAGAGUUUGAAGCUGAAUUUGAAAAGUUGCCUGCUGGUAAACCUGUCCAGACUAGAUUCAUGCGAUCCCAACAAGAUCUGAAGGCCAAAAUGGAGGAACAAGCUGUGGCUGCAGCUGAGGGAGGCAAUGAAGAUGGCGUGGAUGGAGCAGAUGAAGAAGAAGCCAUUGACCCUUAUGAUUUGAUGACACCAGUAGACAUUCUUGCACAAAUUCCCAAAAACUUCUUUGAACAAAUUGAAGCCAAAAAAUGGCAGGAGAGAAAGGAAGUGUUAGAGGUGGUUCAGAAGUUGUCAGAGAGUCCUAGAAUAGAGAAUGGAGACUUUGGUAACUUGAUCAGGGCAAUCUUGAAGGUCAUUGCUAAAGACUCGAAUGUCAUGCUUGUCACCAUUGCCGCUAAAACAUUGGCUGGUAUUGCCAAGGGAUUGAGGAAAAAAUUUCAGCCAUAUGCAACUCAGUGUGUUUCCACGAUUCUUGAAAAGUUCAAGGAAAAGAAACAAAAUGUGGUAAUUGCACUUCGAGAAGCCAUUGAUGCUUGCUAUGAAUCGAUUAAUUUAGAAGCCAUUAUGGAGGACACUGUCGCUGCCCUAGAUAACAAGAACCCAAGCAUCAAGAUGGAGACUGCGCUGUUCUUGUCUCGUUGUUUUGCCAGGUGUACACAGGCCACCUUACCAAAGAAGAUGCUAAAGGCUUAUGUCACACCUUUACUUAAGACUGUGAAUGACACAGACCCAACAGUAAGAGAGGCAUCCUUCGAGGCACUGGGCGUGGCGAUGAAAGUUGUGACAGAGAAAAACAUUUCCCCCUUCCUGACAGACAUUGAUGCUUUGAAGUUACAGAAGAUUCAAGAAUGGUGUCAGAAGGCUGUCUUACUCAACUCUAAAGGAGAAGCUCGGGCAGAGAAGUCAGCCCCAGCUGCGGCUGCACCAGCUGGGAAAAGGCCAGCUUCAGCUCCUGCUGCAAAGGCUGGCAGUGAAGAGCCCAAGGCAGUGAAGCGUCCACAGACUGGUGCUCCUAAACCAGGCGGGCCUCCCAAACCAGGAGCUGCUGCAGGAAAAGGAGGCAAGCCCAAGCCAGCAGCAGGUAAAGGACCAGCCAAAAAGGGGUCCAAUAAACCUGAAGAAAAAAUAGAGCCAACGCUUAGUUCAGGUAAACACGUUCCAUAUUGGGAGUCACAUCGCAAUCACUCCUUUGGAGGAAGUGAUGAAGCUGUGGAAGAAAAAGCCCAGAGUUUCCUCCCUGGAGAUAUAUUAACCAAUCUGGCAAGUGCCAAUUGGAAGGAAAGACUGGCUGCUAUGGAAAGUUUUGUCAAGGUUGUCAGCAGCACUGGUAAGGAGGAAAUCCCUUGUCAGGUUUGUGUCAGAGUUCUCAAUAACAAACCUGGUCUGAAAGAAACAAACUUUCAGGUGCUGAAACUUAAGUUGGAGCUGAUAGCUCAUCUGACUCGCAACGCCAAGUUCUCCAAAAAAUGUGCAGAGUUUGUGUUAACAGAUAUUGUGGAUAAACUUGGAGAUGCUAAGAAUGGUGCAGCAGCCAAAGACUGUUUGACUGGAAUGUCUGAGGCUGUAGGCUUGGACUACAUCAGUCUAGAGGUUAUGACCAGAGCCUUUGAACAAAAAAAUCCUAAAAAUCAGCAGGAGGCUUUGACCUGGCUGACAACAGCCAUACAGGAGUUUGGUCUGAGACUAAAUGUCAAAGCCUUAUUGGCAACUAUCAAUAAAUCCCUGGCUGCCACUAAUCCAGGAGUCAGGCUUGCUGGUAUAAGUCUACUGGGUGUCAUCUAUACGUACAUGGGGGACACACUUCGUGUGCUCUUUGAGAAUGAGAAGCCUGCCCUGCUACAACAGAUUGAUGCUGAGUUUCAGAAGAUGAAAGAUGUAAAGCCCCCAGCACCAACCAGAAAAGUGAUCACUGAUGUGGAUGAACCAGACGGAGAGGAUCAGCCAGAUGGGGAGAAUGAAGAAGAUGGAGAGGCGGAGAUUCAAGAUCUGCUGCCCAGAAAUGACAUAAGCGAAAAAAUUACUGAAGAACUUUUGGCUGAGUUAACAGACAAGAAUUGGAAAGUUAGAGGCGAGGGUCUACAGAAAGUGAGCACCAUUUUAUCUGAAGCCAAAUUUGUCUUUCCUAGUUUGGGCUCUCUGCCAGAAGCUCUAAAAGCCAGGCUAGCGGAAUCCAAUAAAAAUCUGCAAAUGACUACCAUAGGGAUAUGUUCCACUUUAGCCACAUCCUUAGGACCACAUUGUAAAGGACCUUUCAAAGUCAUUGGACCUGGCCUCCUGUUGUGUUUGGCUGAUUCCAAGCCUGCACUCAGAGAGAAAGUCGUCGCUUGUUUAAACGUUUGGGUUGAGCAUGCCACCAUUCUGCCUCUGGUGGAGAGUGAAGCGCUGUUUGAUGCUUUGAAAACUGAGAGCCCAUUCCUUAGAGCUGAGCUUUUGGGCUGGCUGGCUGAGAAACUCCCAAAUCACAAGCCACUCCCCCCCGAACUCAGGAGUAUCUGUCCCUAUGUGCUGACCUGCCUGGAGGACAGGAAUGCGGAUGUCAGGAAACGAGCCCAAGAAUCUCUUGUUCCACUGAUGAUCCACACCGGCUAUGACGCCUUCUUAAAAGCUCUUGGAAAGUGCAAGCCAGCUACAAAGGAUCAGGUUCAGCCACUGUUAGAGAAGGCGAAAGGUGAAUUGCCAGCUAAGCCUGUCAAGACAGCGGCCAAGAAGCCUCCUCCUGCUGCAGCAGCUCCAGCAAAGAGCACCUUGAAGCCUGCACCUUCCACCGCAAGUAUAUCAGCCAAGUCAGAGGAGGCAGACGAUGACGAGCCCGCAGAAAAACCUGUCAGAUCCGAGAGUAAAUCUCGUGUGGUUAAAGGCAAGGGCAAGCCUGCACCAGCAGCCAGCAGCAAGAAAAAAGAGGAAGAAGACUUUGGUCCUAUCAUGAACAUGACUGUCUCCAAAGAGCAAAGAGUCAAAGAGGAAAAAGCCAUGAAGGUGCUGAAGUGGAACUUCAUAGAACUUAGGGGAGAAUUUAUAGAGCAACUCAAAUCCCAAAUGGAGAAAAAUUUUAACCGUGCCAUUAUGGCUGACCUGUUCCAUGCUGAUUUCAAAAACCAUAUAAAAGCCAUUGAGCAACUUAUAAAGUGUAUUGAGACUCAGGAAAAAGAGACUUUGAACAAUCUUGACCUUUUGCUGAAAUGGUUUACAAUCCGUUUCUUUGACACAAAUCCAAGCAUGUUGAACAAAGCCUUGGACUACAUUCAACAACUCUUCUCUAUGCUGGCUUCCCAGGACUACCACUUGAGUGAUUUAGAGGCCAGCUCAUUCAUUCCUUAUCUCAUUCUUAAGAGUGGAGAUCCUAAAGACAAUGUGAGACGAGACGUACGAAACAUCCUGAAACAGAUGUGUAAGAUUUAUCCCUCUGUCAAAAUGUUUAGCUUUAUUAUUGAAGGAUUGAAGUGUAAAGUGGCCAAACAAAGACAAGAGCUGCUGGAGGAGCUCGGAUGUUUGAUAGAAAAUUAUGGCAUCAAUGUCUGCCAACCCUCCCCUGCACAUGCCUUAAAGAUUAUUGCUGCCCAGAUUGGGGACAGGGACAAUGGUGUGAGAAACGCUGCCCUAAACACCAUUGUCGUUGCCCAUGGAAUUAUUGGGGAAAAUGUUUACAAGUUUAUUGGCAAUCUGAAUGACAAAGAACAAAGUCUUCUGGAUGAGAGAAUCAAGAGAGCCACCAAGAACAAGGAAGCUAAGCCAGUGAAAGAACCUCUGCAGCCUCAGCAGCAGCCACAAGCUCAGCGACCAAAGACAGCUCCAGUAGGAAACUUGGCCAAAGCAGCUUCUCAACCUAACAUUGCCAGGAUGGAGCCGGUCAAGAAGACCUAUCACCUAGAGCUGGAACCAGAGGAAGAUUGGGAGCCAGUCUUUCCUCAAUUAAUAGAACUUGACCUGGACACUGUCAUGGCUCCUAUAGCUAAACCAAAAUUCAUGGAACGUCCUGCCUCACCCAGUCUGGCUUCCAAACUGAUUGGUUCAGCAGAUGUCUCCGCCAGUAUUGGCAGUGUGGUGUCUCUUAUAUCCAAUGUGGAGAUCAACACCAGCAUCAAAGCUUUAGCCCAGAUUGAUGAGGUCUUGAAAGACGAAAGGAAAGCCUCUGUCAUGGCCAAUCACAUAGAUAAUCUUCUGGUGGUCAUUACGUUGCAAAGUAAAAUGGGUCUAGGCAAACACCUGCAUGACCCCCAAGUGGACAACAAAGAAGUGAUUCGCCUCUAUAGAUGUCUGCUGAGUACAUUGUUGAGUAUAUUUGACAAAACUCCAAUGGGCAAGAAAGCCUCCACACACACAUUAAAAGAUCUAAUGAACAGCCUGCUGACUGUCCUCCUUGACACUAGGAUUGAACAAAUGGAAGAUGGCCCGCACAUCAUUAAGACAGUCAACAUCACUGUGGUCAAGAUCAUUAACAAAUCAGACGCCACCAAUAUAACUUGUGCAAUCAUCUCACUAAUGAGGGAAUGUUUACAAAGUGAGACAUGUUCCUACAAAUUUUUGGACUUGGUCAUUAAGUGCCUGUGGAAAAUUUUAAAUUUGGUGCCAGAGAAAAUCAACGAGCUCAACUGCGACCGUGUGAUCUAUGAGACACACUUGUUCUUCCAGCAGUUUCCCACAUCCAGCUGGAAAAGUCGACCCAAUUUGGACAUGCCAAUCAGAACAAUCAAGACAUUACUACACAAUUUGACCAAAUUGAAAGGACACAAGAUCUUAAGCCACACUGGUUUGAUUGGUGCCUCAGAGAACUCAGAAGUGGAAGCAUAUCUACACACAGUUCUAGCUAAAAGUGGGAACAGAACUGAAGACUUGAAUGCUGAUAAGGUCAAGAGUGCAUCAAAGAACAAAAGAGUCUCCAAGACACAUGAGCUCCUGACGGAGAUUUUCAAAAAAAUUGGCACUAAGGAAAACACAAGGGAGGGACUGAAUGAUCUGUUUGACUUCAAGAAAAAAUAUCCUGAGGCUGACGUGGAGCCAUUCUUGAAGAAAACUUCACCCCAUUUCCAAAAAUACAUCAGCAACAUGUUAUCAGAGAUAGAGAGAGAAAGAGGAGGGAAGAAGGCGGCAGGAGACUCUGUUUACAAGGAGAAUCCAUCAGAUGAAGACAAUGAGACCACAGUUGGCCCUGAAAUGCCUGAUGUGGAUUUCUACAGGGAAAAACUUCGAGCAUUGAGGGCUAGGUGUGGUCUGGACAGUAACAAUUCAGGGGAGACUGACAGUAACAGAGCAGUCAGUGGUAAUCAUCCAGUGACUGUGCAAGCUGAUUCUCUUGAUGACACAGACCAUGGGGAGAUGGAUAUUCAAUGGAAGAGCAGUGCUCCUGCAGUCAAAGAAGAAGAACAGCAAAAACAAGUGAUUGAUGUGACCAGUCUAAAGGCAAGGCUGGAAAAAAUCAAGAAAAUGGCAAACAGCUAAACCUAGGAACAAACAAUUCCACUCCAUUUAGUUUUUGAUAUUUUUUUUGUUACAAAAAAGUCUUUCUGGAAAAACAAAAAGACGUAAAAUGCCUUCAUCUUCUUCACAUCAAUGUUGUUUUUUAAUUUUUAAAAUUGCCAUUUUGCAAGAAGCUUGUUGCGACAUUGAUAAGUAUGUCUGUGGAGCUAAUAGAAAGAAACGAAGCGUAUGUAUACAUCUGUCAUUUUAAUGACUUUCACUUAUCUGGUAGCUCCAUUUGGCUGUUGUUAAUUUCCCAUGGAAAAUUUUUGAUUUCUUAAAACAAUGGCUAGGAAAAAAUAGUUGUUUUUUUUUAAAUCAGGGAUCUAUAUGCAAUAUAUUCCCCCCUGUACAUACUUAUAAAUAGAUCUAUGUAUAUUUAUACAAGUUUUUGUUGAUGCUUGCCUUUAAAAAUGUUGUCUUUAGUUUCCGCUACAAAUGUCUGGUAGUACAACAGUAUUAUGAUAAUACAAACGCCCUUUAGUUAUAUCAAGCUUCUAUUAUUUUUAAAGUACAUCUGUCUUGCAUAUUGCAUCUGUUUUGCAUGUUGCACUUUACGGAUAUUGAACCACUUUGAAAAUUGUCCUAUAUAAAAGGGUACCACAAGGUUUUGGUUAGAGUU
Molecule: messenger RNA, 6787 nt
Organism: Biomphalaria glabrata
Lineage: Eukaryota; Metazoa; Mollusca; Gastropoda; Planorbidae
Product: cytoskeleton-associated protein 5-like
Exons: 46
Coding region: 76-6147 (2023 amino acids)
Biological process (GO): microtubule polymerization; establishment or maintenance of microtubule cytoskeleton polarity; mitotic spindle organization
Cellular component (GO): spindle pole; microtubule plus-end; centrosome
Molecular function (GO): microtubule plus-end binding; microtubule plus end polymerase activity
Source: RefSeq, a predicted model, not a curated record